AUGGCCUCUUACUUUGGCCGUGACACGCCGCUUGCGGCCUCUGUCACCUCUCCCAUCAUCGAACAGGCGCAGACCAGACUGAACCAGUCUGAGCGCAACUACUCCCGAACCCAGCAAGAUCUCCAGAAUGCCAUGCGCAUUCGAGCAACAACACCAAUGUCGGCGGUCGAGACAAAUGCCAAAGACCAGGAGAUCGCGUCCUUGAGACGCAAACUAAGUGACCAGGAGGCAGAGAUGAAGGGUCUGAAAGACACCAUUGAGAAACAACGGAUGACCAUCAAGACCCAGAGCGAGGCCAUCGCCAACCCGAAGCAGCACUAUGCCACGCCAACACCGAAUCGGUUCGGAGGCAACCCACCGUAUGGCCCAAACCCAAACAUUCAGCCACCUCCCCCUCCUCCUCCACCGAUCUUCGCCACGGGAAAUGCCAUGACAUACACACAGCCUCGUCCGACCUUGUCGGCGCCUCCCCACCAGCAACCUGGGAGCACUCCCUCUCCGUUUGAUGACACCAUGAACCAGCACUUCUCGGCUCUCUCAAUCAACCCAGCUCAAGGGUCACAGAUGCAGCAGCCACAACCGACGCCAUUCCGGCAGUCAGGUCACGUCAAUGAGUUCGGGUCUCCUGAGCCCGCAAGACCAUACAAUACCAAUCUGGCCAUCAAGUCCACCCCUACGGGGCCGAGAAAAGGCAACAGUGGAACACCAGCCUUGGGUUCAGCAGCCAGGAUACACACUCGAGGGAUGCCCAGCACCGGCCCACAGCAGCCACAGAUGCCAGCGUUCCCGAACCCUAUCCAGAUGGUCAUAGGACCACAUCUCAUCGUCCCAGAGGCAGUGGUGCGCCAGUUUGCCCACGUGCUGCAUAUGGCAGAGACAUAUGCAUAUUCUCAUGUCAACACGCCCAGCACGCAGAAGGACAACGCCAUGCCACAAGAGGUCAAGGAUCGACUGAUUAGAGCGGCAUCCACAACAUCGGCGUUUCAGUUCAUGCAGACACCAUUCACCCGCUACCUGCUGGUGUACAAGCUCAUUGUCCAGUUCAUGAUCAAGACCAUCCUCAAGCAUGACUGCUUCACCGGGUUCAACCCAGAGGCUGACCGGAUCAUCGAGACCUGCAAGAAUCAGAUGUAUCAGACCACCCCGGCCCAGGUCAAGUACCAGCUGCUCACCACCAUGGCGGAUCAGGUUCAGAAGCUCAAGACCAAUCCCAACUUCCACAAUUUCGUCAACAACAUUGCGCGUGUUCGUGGCAACGAAAUCUGGAAGGUCCUCAAGCCAAUGAUGCACUCAAAGACAUCGCGGGACUGGGAUGACUUGUACGAACUGAUGAUCAACGCCCACCAGCUCGCCCAGACGAUGUUCUCUGGCUCUGAAGAGUACAAGUUUGACUUUCCAGUCAUGGGCCAAGCAUUCCAGAAGGAGUGGAUGGAGCCAAGGGAUCCAUUCAAGAAUGUGCACACACCGGAGCAGUUGGAGGCAAUGGGGGCGACAGUCAGGCUUGGAAUUACGCCACUCAUCAGUGUGCGGACCAGCACUCAAGGAGGACUAGUGAGGUCGUGCACCAUUCUGAAGUCAUUCAUUUUGCUCAAAGCAGACAAGGGAAACUGA
Molecule: messenger RNA, 1611 nt
Organism: Fonsecaea nubica
Lineage: Eukaryota; Fungi; Ascomycota; Eurotiomycetes; Chaetothyriales; Herpotrichiellaceae
Exons: 2
Coding region: 1-1611 (536 amino acids)
Source: RefSeq, a predicted model, not a curated record